Messenger RNA from Colletotrichum gloeosporioides, 1962 nucleotides. RefSeq lists its product as uncharacterized. Lineage: Eukaryota; Fungi; Ascomycota; Sordariomycetes; Glomerellales; Glomerellaceae. Bases 1 to 1962 code for a protein of 653 amino acids. The transcript has 3 exons. The record is from RefSeq and is a predicted model, not a curated record.
AUGAUGAAGAGCGAUUACUCUUCCGAGCUUGAAGAGAUCUCGUUAAUCUUCGACCCUGAUCGUAGGAUUCCCCUGGAUCUUCACUUCCCAUCCCAUCAGCCGGUCCCAUCCAACCCCGACUUCCUCAACGCAGCAGGAGAGACUGCCUACGCGUCGCCGUCAAGGCCACGUGCAGUGACGGAUAGGAGCCUGAGGGAAAAUUGCCGUCCUAUUGGGCUUGCUCUCACGGCAUGGAUCACAAGCCUCAUAUUCACCGUCGUGUACUCGCUAUUCAUCUACCACGUUCUCUUCGAGGGCAAUCCCGUUAUCGGCUCAUGGACCUUCGAUGCUUCUCUCACCAACCUACUGUUGUCACUACUCUCCCAACUAUAUGCCAUGCUGUUAGCAUAUGUUGUUCUUAGUCUCUCCGAUGCAUUGCGGUGGUCACUUGCCUCUAGAUCAGGACGUGUGGAUGGGGCGUCGGCGUCUAGCUUCUUUCAACUCAGUCCCGCAACUGAUUGGUUUUCUACCAUGAAGUUCAUCUUCAAGGGAAGGUUCCGGAGCAAUUGGGGUGUCAUAAGCUUUGAAGAUUACUUCAUCAAGCAAGGCGUAACGGUCGACGUAUAUGCUGGCAACAUUCCUCCUGACGUGUCAAUCUUGGGCCUCAUCUCGACAGCCUAUCUCGACGGUUUCUUUGAUACAUGGACACAGCAACUGCUGAAUUACCCACGAUAUGCCACAACUUGGAAGAUGAAAGGCUGCACUGAAGACUGUUCGGUCUCUUUUCUGCCAGGCGGCAUGGAGAUAGCUCGCAAAGUGGGACCCCUUCUUAACAGCACCAUCCUCAAAGGUGGCCUGUUCAACAAUACGGAGUCGAUCAUGAUUCAGGGUGCACCUGGCAUGGUGGCCAGGUUUGAGCCUGUAGCUGACGGAUUCGAAUUUGAUAUUGAAGAGGACUGCAACGUCUAUCAGACGCCGUUGGGAGAUGCAUUGCAGAUGUGUAAGAAGCAGUUUGGAGAUUCGGUUGCAGCUGGCUGGCGGGCGUGUCCGAGCUUCUUUCAAUUCACAAGGGCGUGCGCAACGCAACUAUCAUGGACUCGAGCGCCGCUGGUGUCAAAAACGCUUUUUACCGCUUAUCGACAGAACGCGACGACAACUUAUAGCCAGAAGGACUUGUCAAUUCAGCACGCAGAGCCCAUUUCAGAACCCGUCAGAGUCAAGAUGUCAGUGCCUGACAUGGACCUCAUCUGGAACAGAAUCUUUGUACCGAGACCACUUUCGAGUCAGCUUGACCUUGAGUCAAUCAACAUUACAAUUGCAAGAAUGGCAUGGAAGUAUCGUACCUAUACCGAGUUUUUCCCGGACAACGAGAUGCACGUCGAGUUGCUUCAAAACUUUCUUUCGGUUCCAUUGCAGUUUGCCAUUACAGCUAUGCAGUACGCAAACUAUACGCUUGCACUUCCCGCAGAUAAACGAACCUUUCCACCUGAGCUUCUCACAACUGCCACGGGUGGGCGCUCGAUCAAGAGGUUCGUCAGUCACCCUUGGACAGUACUGGUGUUCAUAGCUGCCGGCAGCUCUGUAGUGAUGUUGACAGGCUUCGGGUUUUGGUGGAUCUUGAAGCAGCCUAAUCCGUUGCCGAAAUCGUCCGGAAUCGUGGAGCUGGAUUUCAUCAGCCGAUUGAGUGAUUUGCAGAAGCAUCGUCACACAGAUCAGGACAGUCCUGAAAGAUUCUCGGAAUUGGUCUAUGACAUUAGAUCUAAAAAGCAGCAUUCAGCCUGGCACAUUAUCAAGGCGCUUAGAAAGAGGAGGUUAGAGCUGUCGCAGAUGGAGGUAGCCGCAGAAUCAGAGAGACAGAUGAAGAGGCUACCAGUUUUGCACUUGCUCCCAAACAGAGCGGAUUACGUGGCGGCUGAGAGUUCGUCGGUUUCCAGUACGGACCGUGAGAAGAGUGUAAGCCCGAACCACCCAGAUGGAGUCUAA